AUGCAGGACGUGGUGGACCCCGAGGACCCGGCGUACUUGACGCGGCAUGCGCAGAGCCAGCUCGACCUCGGCGGCACCGCGGCCGCCAAGACGAUCCGCAAGCUUGUGAACGAGCGCACGUCGACGCGCAUCCAAGCACGGAACGCCGAUGCUUCGAUUGCAUACCCGCCGUCGCGAGGGCUGGCCAAGUACACGCCGCGCUUUCUGCAAGCGUGCAAACGCCUCUUUGAGCGCUGCGAGCGCGAUUCCGGCGGCCGCUCGAUGGCGCUGCCGACGCUGCGGCAGCUCGCGUCGGCGGGCGCGUUCGCCGUCGACCAACGCACGAUGGACGCGUGGCUGCAGCACCCGCGCGCCGACGACGCGCACGUGACCUUUGGCGAAUUCGUCGAUGCGUGCUACUGCUUUUACGGUCUCGACCUCGAGGAUCGUCUCGGGAGCGAGACGAGCCGUAAUUGUCACCCGUUUGCGUUGGCGUGCGCGCGCGACAAGGACGCCCGCGCCUUCUCGCCCCGCGACCACAUUCGGCGACGCAACCCUAUGAAGGCGCAGCAAGAACGCGAUGCGAGCGACGUCGUGUGGCUCGCGCAGAGUGGCUGCUUGCGCGCGUCCAAGAGCCAGCCCGUCCUCCGAACGAGCCCGAGUGCCUCGUGCUUGGCCAAAAAUGAGGCCGACGUCGCGCUCAAGCGGGACAAGGUCGUGGCACAGCGAGACAACGCGUUGCGGCAGCGAGAGGCGGUGCAGGCCAACGUGGCGCUCGCCCAGCACUUUAGCACCAACGUGGGCAUGGUGGCGAGGCAUGUUCAGAUCGGCGAGAUCACGGAGAAGCGGCAUCAUCACGCGCGCGCCAAGAAGGCGCGUUUUGAGGCCAAGAAGCAAGCCAACGAGCAAGCGAGCGCUUGCGCCAAGGCCUUUACCAACCGCAUCAAGCUCUCCAAGCUCGAGGACGUCCAGGAAGCGCGCCGCGAAGUGCAGCAUGAGCUCGCGGCCAUUAAGGAACGAAAGCACUACCGGGCCGAGAUGCUUCGGCGCCAUAAGGCGCUCUUCAACCUCUCCGAGUCGACGUGCACACUGCAUCGGCGGCCGCCAGAGCUACUGGCCGCGCUCUCCCGGGCACACACGGAGGCCGAGACACGGCGCCUCGCCAAGGUCGAGCAGCGCUUCUUUGAACAGAGCUUAAGCCAGCAACUGCGCGAGUACAAGCACGACAAGGAGCAUGCGCUCAAGCAGACAGUGCACCCGCCUGUGCCCGCAGCCAUGAUCCACCUCGACCAGCAAGACGAGAGCGGGGCGUGGGAAAAUGCUGAGGCCAAGCUGACAGCGGCCAUGGACGCGCUACUGCAGACAUGGAUCGAUGACCAGCGCGACUUGAGCUGCUUGCUGCCUACGGCCAACACGCCACCAGCUGCACUGCGCUACUUUGGCAAGGUGCGCGACGUGCCGCCCAAGCCGUUCCAGUCGUCUGCAGACCGAGGACUCUAACUACUACACGAUCACCUUGAAGUCGCC
Molecule: messenger RNA, 1506 nt
Organism: Saprolegnia parasitica CBS 223.65
Lineage: Eukaryota; Oomycota; Saprolegniomycetes; Saprolegniales; Saprolegniaceae
Exons: 7
Coding region: 1-1479 (492 amino acids)
Source: RefSeq, a predicted model, not a curated record